AUGUCACCUGAAGUGACGUCACCUGCACUACCACCAUUGGAGGACCUGAGACCAGAAGUCAACGCAGAGAAGGCCGAAUCCCCCAGAGGAGAACAUGAACCACCGACAGCUGGACCCUGGACUGCAUGGGACCUGCCUGAAGCCCCGGACAUCGCCAACGCCAGCAUUUGGAAGAGGGACACCACUGCUGCAAUGGAUUCGCUGGACAAAGCUGUUGAAGGCCCAGGGGAUUCUGAUGUAAGUGAUAAUCAGCCAACAGAUAAAAGUUGGCAUAGAAUUCUCAAAUUGAAAUCACAAUUUAGCCCCACCCCAAGUAAUAUUUCACCUCACUCUGUGACAUUGCUUAACUUGGUCUGUAAUGAUAUUCUAAAGAUUCACAAGUCUAAACAGACUGUUGGAGCUAACUUAUCAAAAUCAGAAAAAGAAGCCCUAAAGGAACUGUCAAUUUGGACAGAUGUGCAAAUAAAAAACAGUGAUAAGGGGAUUAUUGAUAGUAUAAUUGAAGAAAGCCAGAAGUCAAUUAAUGAUAAAGAUGAACAUACAACUACAGAGGAAGAUCCAGAAGCUUUGGGUCUAACUUCAGCUUCCACUAUUGUAAACACUGACCAAAGUGUUCUGAGCAGUAUCCCUGAAUUGAUCAUAACAGAGACAACUUUCCCAGAAGAUGGAGAAGAGCUACCAUCUCAACAGCUAAAUUACUAUUCUGAGAUAGAGCUCAGUAGAACAUCUACAGAUUUAGAUUCCAUUGAACAUUCAGAGGAAACCUCUAAAAUUGCAGAUAUUGUAGAUCUUGUGCAGGAUCUAAAUUUAGGCAAAAAUGUGGAGUCACAAAAAGCAUUAAUCCAAGAGGAGUUAACGGAAUCCAAACUGAAAGACAUUUUGCAAGACCCACCUUCAGAAAUACUGACUUCAGAUCCCAAAGAUCAAUUUGCUCCUGUUAAACCCCCAAGGCAGAUUAUUGCCGAACCUGAUAUAGUUGCAAGCACUAAGAAACCAGGGCCUAUUCGUCCUCCACCCCCAAUAAAUGUUCCCCCGCCACGACCACCACCACCUGCACGACCUGCACCACCACCACGCAAGAAGAAAGGUGAUUCAGAUUUUGACAGUCCGAGAUCUUCAGGCUUGGAUUUUACAAAAGAUGCUUUCUUGGCCGGCAGUCUUCUCUCUCCAAACCCAAUAACAGAGGGCAUAAACAGAGGAGAUUCUCAACCAUCCCUGGACUUAGCCAGUGCAACAAGUGGAGACAAAGUAGUUACAGCUCAGGAGAAUGGUAAAGCCGCAGAUGGGCAGUUAUCAUGUACAGCAACUGAAAGCCUUGGGCCCCAGAGACCUCGGUCUAACUCAGGAAGAGAACUCACUGAUGAGGAAAUCUUAGCAAGUGUGAUGAUUAAGAACUUGGAUACAGGAGAAGAAAUUCCGCUGAGUUUGGCAGAAGAAAAGUUGCCAACAGGCAUUAACCCUUUGACUUUACACAUCAUGAGAAGGACGAAGGAGUAUGUAAGUAAUGAUGCAGCACAGUCAGAUGAUGAAGACAAGCUACAAUCCCAUCAGGCUGAAACAGAUGGAGGAAAACUAAAGCAAAAAACGACUCAGCUAAAGAAAUUUUUAGGCAAAUCAGUCAAGAGAGCAAAACAUCUUGCCGAAGAGUACGGGGAGCGAGCUGUCAAUAAAGUGAAGAGUGUCAGAGAUGAAGUUUUUCAUACUGAUCCUGAUGACCCAUCUUCCAGUGAUGAUGAAGGUAUGCCGUACACAAGGCCUGUGAAGUUCAAAGCUGCUCAUGGUUUUAAGGGACCAUACGACUUUGAGCAAAUCAAGGUGGUGCAGGAUCUGAGUGGGGAGCAUAUGGGGGCUGUAUGGACAAUGAAAUUUUCUCACUGUGGACGAUUACUUGCCUCAGCUGGACAAGACAAUAUAGUGAGGAUAUGGGUCCUAAAAAAUGCUUUCGAUUAUUUCAAUAACAUGCGAAUGAAAUACAACACAGAAGGGCGUGUUUCACCGUCACCAUCUCAGGAAAGUCUUAAUUCUUCCAAAUCUGAUACUGAUGGAAUAUUUUGCAGUGGAGCAGAGGAUAUGGACACAGAUGAUAAAAAUGCACCUUUCAGGCAGAUUCCAUUUUGUAAAUACAAAGGACACACAGCUGAUCUUCUUGAUUUAUCAUGGUCUAAAAAUUACUUCCUACUGUCCUCAUCAAUGGAUAAGACAGUCCGUCUAUGGCAUAUAUCCAGAAGAGAGUGUCUAUGCUGCUUUCAGCAUAUAGAUUUUGUUACAGCAAUAGCUUUCCAUCCAAGGGAUGACAGGUACUUCCUGAGUGGUUCACUGGAUGGAAAACUCAGACUCUGGAACAUUCCUGAUAAAAAAGUUGCCUUGUGGAAUGAGAUUGAUGGACAAACGAAACUCAUUACAGCAGCAAACUUCUGUCAGAAUGGGAAACAUGCUGUAAUUGGCACAUACGAUGGACGCUGCAUCUUCUAUGAUACGGAGCAUUUAAAAUACCACACUCAGAUACAUGUGCGCUCUACAAGAGGGAGGAACAGAGUUGGAAGAAAAAUCACAGGCAUUGAGCCAUUGCCAGGAGAAAAUAAGAUUCUGGUGACAUCCAAUGACUCAAGGAUAAGGUUGUAUGAUUUAAGAGAUUUGUCUCUUUCCAUGAAGUACAAAGGUUGUGUCAACAGCAGCAGCCAAAUAAAAGCAAGUUUCAGUCACGAUUUUACAUAUAUUGUAAGUGGUUCAGAAGACAAAUAUGUUUAUAUCUGGAGUACAUACCAUGACUUAAGCAAGUUUACAUCAGUGAGACGAGAUCGCAAUGAUUUCUGGGAAGGUAUUAAAGCACAUAAUGCUGUUGUCACUUCAGCAAUCUUUGCACCAAACCCAAGCCUGCUGGUUUCACCAGAUACAUCUGAGAGGCAAGAUAUUGAGGAGAAAGGAGAACAAGCUGGAUCAGAUAACAUACCGUCAGGUGCUUUGAAGUCGGAUAAUUCAGAAGUUCUUCUAUCUGCAGAUUUCACGGGUGCAAUCAAAGUGUUUAUUAACAAGAAGAAAAACCCAUCUUAAAACGCUGUAGAGGCGAAAAAAAUGAACCUUUUGUCUUGUAUGAGUAUGAAUCUUUCAAUACACAUCCAUGAUAAACUAACACCAGUAACUGGCUUAAGGAACUCUCUGGAGAUGUCUUCUUAAUUAUUAGACGACUGGAGAUUAUAUAUGAAGAUCACUCAUUCCCCUAAGAACUGUGUGCACUUAUCUGUCUUAUUUUAGUAUUUUUAGCAGUGGAUAUUAUGUCACCAGUAAGAAAAUAGGAUGUGAUCACAAGAGGCUAUUAAGUUGUGCAUGCCAUUGAAUCUGCACCUCUAGCUGCUGAUCGACAGUUUUUUUUGUUUUUAUAAAAAUUAGUCAUUUGAAACCAACCUCUUCAAUACAUGACUGUUAGGGGAGGAAAAUAAAAGAGUAAACAAUGAAUUUAGCCAAUGGGUCAUCCUGGCCACAGAGUUAAAAUUCUUGUUUUUCAUUGCAAGUUCUUUCUAACAAUGAUUGUUCUACGCUCCCAGCAGUUUGGAGUUUGAUACACUGAUGGCCAUCGGGAAAGCAAUAUGCUAUAUAAUGUUAUAGUGACAACAUGUCACAGAGCUUUGUUUUUCUUUUAAAUGUAAUACUUGCCUCCAUAGUCUCUGUUGAAAACGAGAGAAGAGUUAAUAAAACCAAGCUAUUUUAUUGUUUGGUACUCAGGCAGUAAAAUAAAUAAUUCACCUCUGAAGUUUGCAAUAUACAGCAGCAAAACACACUGCAUAAUUUCUAACAUAGCAUGAGCCAGUCUACAUUUGCUGUGUGCAAAGGUAAAACCAUAUUUUCAGAGCCACCUGUAUAUGUGCCUUUUGUGGUUAUGUCCGCAAAGUUGGACACCUAAUACUAAGUUAUUAGAUCUGGCUAGUGUAGACAAGUAAGCAUUAAAGGCAGUUGCUGAAAGAUUAAGGGCCCUAAUUUGCUAUAUUGUGCAAAGUCCUAAAGUACCUUAAAGCCCAUUUAAAUGAGUGGGCUUUAUAGUAUUCUACAACUUAGCAUUAUUUAUUAAAUGUUACCCAUUCUGAGUAGUUUAACAGCUCUUUUUUAUGUAAACAAAAAGCUAUUUUAUUUUGCACAAAAUUUAAAUUUUGCAGAUUAUAUUUGUUGGUGGUACUUAUUGUUAAAAUGAAAUAUGUUUCUACUGGGUCAAAAUAUUGUAGAAGAAAAGUUAAAACAUUUUCGGAUUUGCUUGCUGCCAUUUUUUUUUCUCUAUUGUAGAUUUACAGUUAAUUUGUAUCCCUUGCUAUGCACAUUGGAGCACACCAAUACUGUGUCAACACAUCAAAUCUCAUUCCUUUGUUCUCUCACCAGGCAAAUUAGAAAAAAAUGGGCUGAUAUGAUUUUUUUUUUUUUUUCCUUCGGUGGUGUAAAAAGAUACAUUUGUUUACAUUUUUUUAACUUUAGUAAAGUGAAGCUUUCCUUUUAUGUUUCAAUAUUCUGGGUAAGGACAAUGUCUGUAAAUAUGCACAGUGUACCAAUGAAGUAACAUUCUCGGUCAGAGAACUGGAAAAUGUUAUUGAUGGUCAACAGUGUUAAAUCAUUAAAAGCUGAUCAAAGAAAAUGUUAAAA
This is a messenger RNA of Bombina bombina (fire-bellied toad), 4623 nucleotides long. It is a transcript of the gene WDR44, whose product is annotated as WD repeat domain 44. The transcript has 19 exons. Lineage: Eukaryota; Metazoa; Chordata; Amphibia; Anura; Bombinatoridae. Gene Ontology annotation, molecular function: protein binding. The record is from RefSeq and is a predicted model, not a curated record. The coding region runs from base 1 to 3051 and encodes 1016 amino acids.